AUUGGACAGUUGGACACUUUCGAAAACGUAGUGGAACCGGAGUCUCAAGGUUGCGAAACGCUAACAAUCUAAUAGAUUGGAGAAAUGUAAUAGUUAUCAAGUGUAAAUCUACUUAGGCGCACGCUUCCGCAAGUUUUGCGAUAGUGCGCGAAGUCGGACUGUCCAUUCCAUCAAGAUAAUUGAUCAGUUUCGUAUAACUUGAAAUUUUGAUAAAAAAUUGUGCGGUUUUAGUGAAAUGUCUUCGAUGGUGGACGAUGUUUGCGAUCUUUUGGACAGUUACAAUGGGAGAGACAAGGUGGUCCGUCUAGCUUGUUAUGCAUGCAAACUAUAUGGAUGUGUUCAAGACGAGAAGCCAUGGCAGUCAGCUGGCUCUCGACUGUCCAACGCCAGGAUGAUGCUGCGACUCUUCGAUGAUAUCCCCAUGAUCAGGCACACAUACAACUAUGGUUUAGGUAAACAUGAAACUACAAGAGCAGCAGCUAUACUAGGAGUUGUAGCCAAUAUGGUAGACCAGGCAUUCUUACCCGUGGAGAAGGCGUGCUGGCUGUAUGAAGUGGGGGUUCUCAAACUAUCAGACAAAACUGCUUACAAACUGGAAACUUUCAGCACAAUGCUGUGGGCUGCUAGUCUGCUUAUAUCACUAAUACAAACAUCAAGCUCCAUAAGAAGAUUAUGGUGGAGUCGGGAUUGUUUACAAAAAGCGUCAGAAAAUGGCGGUGCUGAUGCCAAAAAGCACUUAGAUGUUAGACUCAUUCUAGAAAGCAUAGUAGCAGGAAAAUUAUGCCUGGACAUCACUCAUGCUAUCAGCUGUCUACCAGAAGGCUGGCUUUGGGGAGAAAAGAUUGGAUCAACGAAAGUGGCAGCCAUAGCAACCACAUCAUCCGUCAUAGGUAUCGCCAUGUACUUCGCGAAGAAACGGCUAUUGAAAUAAUUAUAGAUUUUUACAUCGAAAUUGUGAAUAUACUCCCGGUUGCUGGUAACGUUUUUAUUACGUCAUUAAUAAAGACGGUUUUCAGUGUUACCAAUAAGAAGUUACAACAUUUGGUACAUGAAACUUGAAUUAUA
This is a messenger RNA of Spodoptera exigua (beet armyworm), 1065 nucleotides long. The record is from the annotation of a GenBank genome assembly. NCBI's taxonomy places the organism in Eukaryota, Metazoa, Arthropoda, Insecta, Lepidoptera, Noctuidae.